Messenger RNA from Rubroshorea leprosula, 3287 nucleotides. The record is from the annotation of a GenBank genome assembly. NCBI's taxonomy places the organism in Eukaryota, Viridiplantae, Streptophyta, Magnoliopsida, Malvales, Dipterocarpaceae.
CACACAUAUUUCGCCAAACACAGCACAAAAAGGGGGAAAUUUCUAGAGAGAGAAGAAAAAGGCUAACUCGCCGGAAAUGCCUGUCUCUCCGGUGACAUUCUGGCUAUUUCGUGGACUCUCUGAAAUGCUGGGAUAAGACUGCAGAGGUGUAGAGUUUGUAUUUUCCGAAGGGAUACGGGAGAGUUUGGGAGUUUAUUUAUGACCACAAAAUGCACGAAGCAGUAUGCAAUCACCAUUCCGACGUUCAGAUUAACGGCAAGAGGAACAAGUCUGGGGAAGACGGAGACAAGGAAGAGAGAGACUCGCGCCAUCUGGUUGUUGCUGUUGCGCCACCGCCGCACCGGAGUCGAUCCCAGGCUACCACUCGGCGCGUGACUCCCACGAGCAUUACUUCGGACGCCUCACCUGUCGAGAGGCUUCUUCCCAACGGGGAUCUCUACAUUGGGAGCUUCUCUGGGAGCGUGCCGCACGGAUCGGGGAAGUAUUUGUGGAAGGAUGGGUGUAUGUAUGAGGGCGAGUGGCGUCGCGGCAAAGCCUCGGGGAAAGGGAAGUUUUCGUGGCCGUCCGGGGCAACCUUUGAGGGGGAGUUUAAGUCGGGACGAAUGGAAGGGUUCGGGACAUUCAUCGGAUCUGAUGGAGACACCUACCGAGGGUCCUGGAUCGCCGACAGGAAGCACGGAAAUGGGCUGAAGCGAUACGCGAAUGGAGAUUUCUAUGAAGGAUCCUGGAAGAAGAAUCUGCAGGACGGGAACGGUAGGUAUGUCUGGAGCAAUGGAAAUGAGUACGUCGGUGAGUGGAAGAACGGCGUGAUAUCGGGUCGUGGCGUGCUGUUUUGGGCCAACGGGAACCGCUACGAUGGCCACUGGGAAAAUGGGGUUCCAAAAGGAAACGGGGUCUUCUCGUGGCCUGAUGGGAGUUGCGCCAUCGCCGCGUGGAAUGAGGACGAGAAGAUAAUCCAGCAGCUAAACGGGACCUUUUAUCACGGGAAUAAUGGGAAGGAGCAGUGCUUGAAAGGGGGUGAGAGUUUGGUGUUGAUGCCUCGAAAGAGGUCGUCUGUGGAUGGAGCCAGGGGGAGCCUGGCAGAACGGAACUUCCCGAGGAUUUGUAUAUGGGAGAGCGACGGUGAAGCUGGGGAUAUUACUUGCGAUAUUGUCGAUAAUGUAGAGGCUUCGAUGAUUUACCGGGAGGGGUUGGGGCUAGGUGGAGAUGGGUUUACGCAGUUCAGGAAGAGUCCAUGUUGUUUUAGCGGUGAGGUGAAGAAGCCUGGGCAGACCAUAUCUAAAGGCCAUAAGAAUUAUGAUUUAAUGCUUAAUUUGCAGCUGGGUAUUAGGUAUUCCAUUGGGAAGGAUGCUUCUAUUUUGCGGGACUUGAAAUCGCAUGAUUUUGAUCCUAAAGAGAAGUUUUGGACUAGGUUUCCGCCAGAAGGGUCGAAGUUGACACCACCCCAUCAAUCGGUGGAGUUCCGAUGGAAGGAUUACUGUCCAAUGGUGUUUAGACGUCUAAGGGAACUAUUCCAAGUAGAUCCUGCUGAUUACAUGCUAGCUAUUUGCGGCAACGAUGCCCUUAGGGAGCUUUCUUCACCGGGCAAGAGUGGAAGCUUCUUUUACCUUACUCAAGAUGACAGGUUUAUGAUUAAGACAGUGAAGAAAUCAGAAGUCAAGGUUCUUAUCAAGAUGCUUCCUAGUUAUUAUCAACAUGUCUGUCGGUAUGAAAACUCCCUUGUGACGAAGUUCUAUGGCGUGCAUUGUGUCAAGCCAGUUGGAGGCCAGAAGACUCGGUUCAUUGUAAUGGGCAAUUUGUUCUGUUCUGAAUACCGAAUCCAUAGGCGGUAUGACCUUAAAGGGUCCUCCCAUGGACGCACAACGGAUAAGCCUGAGGAGGAGAUUGAUGAAACAACAACCCUCAAGGACUUGGAUCUCAAUUUUGUGUUUCGCCUCCAACAGAAUUGGUUCCAGGAGCUUAUGGAGCAAAUUGAUCGAGAUUGUGAGUUCUUAGAGGCUGAGAGAAUUAUGGAUUACAGUCUAUUGGUUGGUCUUCACUUCCGUGAUGACAAUAGAGGCGAUAAAAUGGGUUUAUCACCAUUUCUUUUACGCACUGGAAAAAGGGACUCAUAUCAGAAUGAGAAGUUCAUGCGUGGCUGUCGUUUCUUGGAAGCAGAGUUGCAAAACAUGGAUCGGAUUUUGUCCGGCCGGAAACCAUUGAUUAGGCUAGGAGCCAACAUGCCUGCAAGAGCAGAACGGGUGGCUCGAAGGAGUGACUUUGAUCAGUAUGCCUUGACACCUUCACGAAGUGGUGAGGUUUACGAAGUAGUCCUAUACUUUGGCAUCAUUGAUAUCUUACAAGAUUAUGACAUCAGCAAGAAAUUAGAGCAUGCAUACAAGUCUCUACAAGCUGAUCCCACAUCAAUCUCAGCUGUUGAUCCGAAGCUCUACUCUAAGAGGUUCCGAGAUUUCAUAGGAAGAAUCUUUGUAGAAGACAGGUAGUAGUACUCAAAAGGAAAACUGAAAUAAAAAGAUCCUGGUGGUUCAAUCCUGCGUGCUCCUUUAUAGAAUGAUAUGCCUGGAAUUAUGCAGUUCCUGGUGUGUUGCUGAGCUAAAAACUCUUGUGGGAGAGAGCAAGCAAGUGAAAGGUGGGGUUGAAGCUCAGCAUGAUCAGUUUUUGCAGCAGUGAUGAACUAAUGGCUGAAUUUUAAGGAUCAGCCAUUGCAAUGGUGUUGGGGGCUAGGAGGGCAGGUAGGUUGUACAUUCCAUUCAGAGUGUAAGGAAAUUUGGAUUCCAAUGGUUUUUUGUUUCUUAGGGAUGGUGGGGAGGGUUGAUAUAUUUUUGUGGUUACCAAGGAAUGGGAAUGAAGAAGAUAAAAAGAUAGGGUAUAGGGAACAGAGAAGUUUCCCAGAGAAGAUUCAAAGUGGGAAUAAGAAAGUGUACAGCUUAUUAUAGGAAGGAUGGAUAGAUUAUGGAAUUCCAUGAUUUUUAAUUUUGUGAGAUACUACUCUCUUUUUUUUCCCUUUUUUUUUUUAAAAAAAAUAUUGGUAUUGUAUAUACAUGGGAAUGGGGGUGUGGAAUGGGAUGUAGUAGUAAUAAUAGAACAGAAGUGGGAUCAUUACUUUGCUUUUUGCAGUGAGAGGUUAAAGGCAUGAAAAGGAGAGAAAGCUAGAGAAAGAUGCGCUGCUAUUUCUUAUUCUUACCCACUUUGUUCACCCUUCUCUUCUUUUUACUGUUUUUCCAUUCUUCUGUUUAAUCUUGGGAAAGCAAUUCAAUUACUACCAUACUGCUAUCAGUUCAUUGCAG